CGCCUUUUAAACCUGCGAAACGUCAAACUCGUAGCAGCCUACUACUACUACCUGCAACGCAAACAUCAACCUUGCCGGGAUAUUAAAGUGCUCGUUGUACGGCAUGCACCUUGCUCGUAAUAUUAUUUCGAACAUUUCGUGCGGCAGAUGGUCGAAAGACGAGUCGCACCGAAGAAACACUCGAACUCUUAUCCGCGCUAAGUUAACGUGUCUCGAAAUUCCUUUACACAGUGAGAAAUCAAGACAUAUUGUUUUUUCAUGUCAUAUAUCUUUUGACAUUACUAAAUACUUUUCAUAAGAGUAUCGUCACUCUUCGACGAUUCUCCGGUGGAUUUAUCAACGUAUCCUCCCGUGCAAAUGCGUUUCUUAUUCAUAAUGGACCAUAUGAAAAGUACAAGCAUGUAUGUAAACAUGAAGAUCGCAAGACAUUCGCAUAUUGCCUGCAAUUGCUAUUUUCAGGGGACAAUGUGGAACUUCCAGAAGUUUUGGCUACUAUAAAUUCCUUAGCAAACAAAUAACGUAAAGUUAUUGAGAUGGACUCUCCGCCAUCAUGUUCCCUAAGCGCUACUGGACCUCUUAGUGAUCUUGGUAGCAGUGGAAUUGGAGGGUCCAUUUCUAGUGAUUCAGUCCGAGCGCAUCUUGCAAUUGAGAUGCAAGAAAGUGACAUAGAGAGCAAAUCUCUGUCACAAGAUUCAUUUGAUUAUUCGGAUGGCAUGUGCGGUGAAAAUUUUAAUACACUGAAGAAAGGACCAGGAUGGACUGAUGCCGAUGGAAAACUAGAAGUUGAAGUGGUUGACGUAGCUAUUAAACCUCCGCCAGAGUUUCAAGAUAGCCCUUCUCCUCCUAACUCUGAAUCUUCGUCUGCACCGAUUCUUAGCUAUGCACGAUUAAUGAGACAGAAAGUUCCGCAAUUAAUAGAUGAUUAUGCUGAGAAUUUAAUACAAUCAGCGAUCGAGGAAGCAUUACUAAUAUCUUGUAGAAUAUCGUGGCCGGAAGGGCGAAUAGCGCCUACGGCGCACCACGUACCGGUGGUAACACGUAGCGUGUACAAUCAGAAACGUCUUUGGGCAACGGAUCUGUUGACACCCUCGUCAUGCCAAGGGGCUACUACCCUGAUGACUCCGUACAACACAUUGAAUCGUCCAAAUUCACGAUGCUCUUUAGCCUCUUCACGUUUGUCCAGUUCUCACAAUUCGAUAAAUACCUCAGGACUGAGUCACAAAGUAGACGACAGCAGUUUCAUCACUUCUGCGAUGUCGCACGACGUUUUAACGACCAGUGAGAUCAGUGAUAUGUACAAUGUGCCCUUUGAUUCAGACAUUUAUACUGUACCAAUAGAUGUAGUUAGACCUUUGCACGAUCUUCGAACGCCGCAAAGGCCUAAACGUCAUAGGCAUCAUCGUAAGAGGAGAAGAAACGUAUCGGCCAGUUCUCAGAGUGAACUAGAAGCCCAUAUUCAACAGGCUAGGCAUUAUUGUGGGAAACCUCGGGCUAUAACCCACGUUAUCAAGUCGCAGAGACUAUUGUCCGACGUGUGCUGCAACGAAAGCGGAAACGGGAAGCGCCACAGCGUCCCGGGUACAUCUGGCCGGCAUACGUCGCGGACGUCUAACGGCCAUAUGCACAAUAUCGGUGAACCAAUUCAUAUGACUCUACACGAAGUGCGUCAAUAUUUGCAAACACUAUACUCGAGCUCCAGUGAUUCUAGUGAAAAUAAAAUAAAACGCGAUAAUAAAGCUCCGAUAAGUCAUACACCCGUACACCUUGCAAUGCCGAAAGGCAUUAGUGUAAAUAAUAACAAUAGGUAUAGUAACCCGCAUACAGAUCCAGCAAUGGACACUCCGAUUUCAAACAAAAAUAGCAAUGGACUGAUUCAUAAUAACAAUAAUAAUAAUAAUAACAAUAACAAUAAUAAUAACGGUAAUGUUAAGAAGCAUAAAAAGAAUUCGUUCGUUAGUAUUAAACAUAAAAAGGUGAAAGAAGAGCCGCACAAAGAGAAGGUCGAUUCCGAGAGGGAGAAGAUGAAGAAGAGUCAGCGGAACUUCUCGUUAAAUUUGAAGCAGACACUUUGCAAUAUCUUUAGAUUCAGGCGUUUGGGUUCCCCGGACCAUUUCGUAGAGAAGAGAAAUAGCAUUGUACAGGGUGAAAUUGUAGAAGAAGAGGAGGGCGUCGAUUCAGACCAACAUGCUAAUAAUAAUAAUACUACCUCGGAGGUAGAUCCCUCUGUGCAAAAGCUACCUUUUUUUAAGCGCGCGUUACCGCCUUUGCCGAAAAGUAAUGGACACGUGGGUGGCGUGGAACAGGCGGAAGACGCGCUCACAACGAUGGUAUCCAAGUGCGAGAGUCCCACCUCUGUACCACCUCCAAUGCCACCGCCUCCACCAAAAGUCGAGGACGAACCAGCGGAGGAUACCAGUAUGGAUUUCGCAGCUAGCAUUGAGAAAGUAAAAGAUUAUGGAUGGUAUUGGGGCCCAAUAUCUGGCGAGGCUGCAGAAAAGAUAUUGUCUAACGAGCCAGAUGGAUCGUUCAUCGUACGAGACAGCAGCGACGAUCAUUAUAUUUUCUCCUUAUCAUUCAGACUUAACAGUUGCGUGCGACAUGUGAGAAUAGAACAUGAUCAGGGUAAUUUCAGCUUUGGAAGUUGCACGAAAUUUAAAUCUCACACGAUCGUCGAUUUCAUCGAGAAUGCUGUAGAACACUCGCGUAGUGGACGUUAUUUGUUUUUUCUACAUCGGCGGCCAGUGUUAGGUCCGAUGCGUGUGCAACUUCUUCAUCCGGUAUCAAGAUUCAAACAAGUUCAAAGCUUGCAGCAUACGUGCAGAUUCGUUAUUUUGAAGAUGGUACGCAGGGAUCUUAUUCCCACUCUACCUCUGCCCCGGCGGCUGAUCGAUUACCUGAGCACGCCGCAUUACUACAGUGAGCAAUUAGCCGAACAAGACGACAGAGCUGAAUCUCCUGUUAGUUCUUCAACUGGCGAAUUAGAGAAGAUUUGUUUCACACCGCAAGGCCUAUCGUGAGGUACAAAUACAUAAUCUUUUUGUUCAUGGUUUUUGUGAAAUACUUGCCAAAUGUUUAGUACACAUAGUUUAAUAGUUAAGAGAAGUUCUACGCAGUUUUCGUUCAAAUAUCAUUUCGUUAAACGACGUUACGAUUAAAUAUGAACAUAACUGGUCUCUACAUACACAUUAUACAUUGAUUAAAAUCUUAAGCAUAAUAUUUAACAUCUUUUUGAAAAGAAGGGUAAUCCGUUCCACGCAGUUCGUAUAUAGAAUUAUGAACGAUAUAGUUAAUUGAAUAAAAAUACUAAAAAAAAAUUAUAAGACAAAAAAUAAUAUGAGUUCAUAGAUGAUUUUUGAUCGAAGUUAAUAUUGAUUUCUCAUUAAACGUGUACAGACAAAUUAUGAAUUGAUCUAUUACUUCGUGAAAUGAUUUUAAGAGCACUUAUAGAUUUCAACAGAUACAUUUAAGUUCCUGUUGAUUAUUUUCAAAUAAUAAUACUAAUAUUCCACAUGAUGCGAUGAAUGUAUAAUAUUCAUAUAUAAUAAUGCAAAGCAGUGAUGGAAUAACUCCUUCUUAUGUGCCAUGUACCUUACAUUGCUCGUUUUAUUUCGGUACUAAAACCACGAUGCUUACGUUUUGUAAUUACAUCUUUGCCAGAGAUUAUUCGAUUUCUAUAAAAUUCUGGAACACUCGUUUUAAUACAAACGAGAAUGUGAAUAUAGUUAAUCUACAUCCUACAUUUGAUGUUCAAUUUUAUUGAAUGAUCAAUAGAGUCAAUACAUCAUUUCUAAAUACAAUGCACGUACAAGCAAUUUACGAGGAAAGGGUUGUAGGCUAACGUUAUUAUUAAGGUAUAAUCUGGCAUAUAUAAAAAUCAGUUAUUGUGUCUGUCAACUGUAGAAAAUUACAAUAUUAAUCAGUUCAACAUGUUGUUGUAUCGUGUUUUUAAGUUUAGAAUGUAGUUGCCACAGACUGAUUAACUUAGAGGAAAUAUUCAACGAACUAAUGGAAUCAUAAUGCAGUAUAAAUAUUUUCAUUCAAGCAUCAAUCGUAUUUUCCGCAUAAAUUAAUUGUUAUGAUCAGUUUGAAGAAUAAUCUUUGGAUGGAACGCAAUUUAAUGAUUUAGAUUACUUUACGAUGUAAAUACUUUUAUGUACAUUGCUUCAUUUUAAAGAAUAAUUGAAUAAUCGGGAAGUUUGUAAAUUCCUGACAUAUUAGAAAUAUAUAUUUUGUGAUCUUUUAAGUCAAUGAAAAAUAAUCUAUGUGCAAUUUUUUAAAUGUAUU
Molecule: messenger RNA, 4284 nt
Organism: Ceratina calcarata
Lineage: Eukaryota; Metazoa; Arthropoda; Insecta; Hymenoptera; Apidae
Exons: 6
Coding region: 534-3017 (827 amino acids)
Biological process (GO): phosphatidylinositol phosphate biosynthetic process; intracellular signal transduction
Cellular component (GO): phosphatidylinositol 3-kinase complex
Molecular function (GO): 1-phosphatidylinositol-3-kinase regulator activity
Source: RefSeq, a predicted model, not a curated record